This is a messenger RNA of Arabidopsis lyrata subsp. lyrata, 2068 nucleotides long. Its product is annotated as probable pectinesterase 29. NCBI's taxonomy places the organism in Eukaryota, Viridiplantae, Streptophyta, Magnoliopsida, Brassicales, Brassicaceae. The record is from RefSeq and is a predicted model, not a curated record. The coding region runs from base 962 to 1969 and encodes 335 amino acids. Gene Ontology annotation, biological process: cell wall modification. Gene Ontology annotation, molecular function: pectinesterase activity. The transcript is spliced from 4 exons.
UCGUCAGAAAUAUGACAAAUUGUCAAACGGUGAAAGCCUUUCCCCACUUUGUCAAUUGGUGAGACAAAAAAUCAUUUCUGUCCUUUUUGUGAAAAUUUCUUUUCUUUUAAUUUCAUGUAAUGGACUUGGAUUUCCCCUUUUGCUGACUAUCCGAACAACCUUUUAUGCUUACUUCAAGUUUAAUGAUCAAAAUCCAAUUAUAUCAAAACAGGUUAUUUUUUCCUUCCACGAUAAUAUAAAACAAGAAAAAUGUAAAACCUUAUAGCAAAAACUCAUAAAAUAAUUGUUUCCAUUCAAAGCCUUGAGAAUUUAUGGAAAAACUAAAAAAAAAAAAAAGUUAUUUAAUUUCCAUUCAAGACCAAAAGAUAUCUACGACCAAAAAAAGACCAAAAGUCAAAAGAUAGAUAUCCGAGACCGAGAGUGGGUAUUUUAUAUUUCCAAACCAAUACAUAUCAUUUAUCAAUAAGUAGUCUACACAGAUUAACUUAAAAAAUUAUUAUAUGACUAAUUCCAAGUUUCCUACCAUUUUUUCAAUGUAAUUUCUAUACAAGAAAAUUCACUAUUAAUUUUUUAAAAAUCUUUGCAAUAAUUAUUAAAUUUUAAUCUCACCCAUUAACUUUAACAGUUACCAUAAUCAGAAAGAUUACAACUUCCUUUUUUGUUUCCGACCUAGCUCUCACAUAAAACCAAGAUUUUUUAUCACCAAAUCUAGAAACAAAGCUAAACUUUCCAGUUUCAUUUAGAUUCUACCUUAAUAAAUAAUAACGCAAUCAAAAACCUCACAUAAUCAAAAGAAAACAGAGUAAUAAAAUCUUCAUCAAAAUAUCUACAAUUAAUUAAAAAAACAUUAAUCUCACGACCUUGUUAAAUAAAUCCAUUUCCUCCACUACUUUCAUUUACCCUCCCUCUCUUAAAACUCUUACGUUUCGUUACCAUCUAACAAAAAUCAGAAGCUGUAAUAAUGGGAACUCAUCGAAUUUUCAUAGGUCUUAUCGCUCUUUGUUGUUUUUGUCUACCUCAUCUCAUUGAAGCUAAACCAUUCGGAGUAUACCAACAACAAGUGUUCGUGGAUCAAUCGGGCCAUGGAAAUUUCACGACAAUACAAAAAGCUAUUGAUUCUGUUCCAAUCAACAAUCGUCAUUGGUUCUUCAUCAACGUUAAAGCUGGCCUUUACAGAGAGAAAAUAAAGAUACCGUAUGAAAAACCGUUCAUAGUAUUAGUAGGAGCUGGGAAGAGGUUAACGAGAGUUGAAUGGGACGACCAUUACUCGGUUGCACAAAGCCCUACCUUUUCUACUCUAGCCGAUAACACCGUCGUUAAAAGCAUCACUUUCGCCAAUUCAUACAACUUUCCUAGCAAAGGGAAAAUGAACAAGAACCCUAGAACUCCAGCCGUAGCCGCGUUGAUAGGUGGCGAUAAGUCAGCUUUCUACUCUGUAGGGUUUGCUGGAAUUCAAGAUACCUUGUGGGACUCGGAUGGUAGGCACUACUUCCACCGGUGUACCAUACAAGGCGCGGUCGAUUUCAUCUUUGGUAGCGGCCAAUCUAUUUACCAGAGUUGUGUGAUACAAGUGCUAGGUGGGCAGCUAGAACCGGGGCUAGCGGGUUACAUAACGGCUCAAGGACGGACCAACCCGUACGAUGCAAAUGGAUUCAUCUUCAUCAACUGCCUUGUAUAUGGAACGGGCAUGGCCUUCUUGGGCAGGCCGUGGCGCGGUUACUCUCGAGUGAUUUUUUACAACUCGAACCUGACCGAUGUAGUUGUUCCUGAAGGAUGGGAUGCAUGGAACUUCGUGGGCCACGAAAACCAGCUGAUCUUUGCAGAACAUGGAUGCUUUGGAAGUGGAGCAACUACAGGAAGACGUGUGAAGUGGGUUAAGAAGCUUAGUGGAUCUGCCAUUCAAAAUUUGGCUGAUCUCAGCUUUAUUAAUCGUGGUGGAUGGGUUGAAGAUUUACCCAUCCCUGCUUGAUCUCUCCUUUGCUUCUAGUUUUUGAUUUUAUUUUUUAGAUUUCUUAUUGAUCAUCCCUCUUUAUUUAGUUUAACCAAAUGUAGUAAUUUGUUAUGCUUU